AAACCGUCUGUUGGUUAGUGAGGCAUAGCGAUCGAAGUGAGAGGUUGGAAAUUCCAUUUUGGCAAACCGUGUUCGGCAGUUCACGAUCCGUUCAAACUUUGCAGUGCCGUGCCGGACUGCGGGCAGGGAAUGUACAAGUCGUCGGUCUGCAGGGAAUCUGCGCAGGAACGGUGGCGGUGCUUGAGAUGGAUGGGAGAUAUUGAAGAGCAUACGGAAGGGAGGCAGGAGGCGAGGGGAUUGGAGCCAACAAGAUGGAGGCCAGAUAGAGUCCGUGUGUGAGGAGAUUUCCGACCGACCGGCCAGGAGUAGAGCAGGUUAAGGUACCUACCCAUAGGCUACGGGAGGAGUCGUAGGUUUUAAGGUAGGUUUGCACUGCUUCAAAGGCACGGAAGCAGGCAGGCAGGAAGUGGUUCCAAUGUUUUUCGACACUCCACUAAAGCCGCUGAGUUUCAUGACUAACGAGUGACUUUAAACCGGAGAACUGGCCCGGCCCGGCCCCACGCUCAUCACUCCCUUCGUCUUCAGUCUUAGCCUCGCUUUGCCGUCCCCAUUGCAAGCCUUGGAUGUUCUCCGCCAUGCCUCGGGAUGGCUGCACUUUGCAUUCCUGGGGGAAUGGGAAUGGGGAUGGGGAGUGAGAGGAACCAUCACGAAGAUCCUCUUCGACUUUUGAGUGGCGCUGGACUAUGCGAUUCAUCAAGUGUGUGGAGAGGGUGAUCGUCAAGGGGGGCGGAGUGUAGGAGUAUAUAGCCUCAGGGUAAGAGUAGAAGUGGAGAGAUGUUUCCUUUUUGCUGCGAGAGUACUAGCUGCGGUUGCAAGGGUCGAUAGGGAACGGGCGGCAACGCUGCGCGUGCAGUUUUGAGGAAGAUCUCAUGAGAGUGUGAGUGAAGGAGAGACACGGGAUGAACGGCGGCCUAACGUUGGUUUUCGAUGUGAAAGAGGACGUAGCUGGGUGUAGUGGUUGGUUGAAGUUUGAAUUUGGGCAAGUGCGGUCGUCGAGUUGGUUUUGACGUGGUAGACACGUCGUUUCAGGACCGGAAAGCUCUUCUCAGAACCGACGUGCAACGACGGAAUCAAUGAAACGAAUCCACAACAGCAACGCAGAGCCGAUAGACUCGAAACACAAAUUUGUCCCUUAUAUCACCCUAGAACGAGGUUAUGGGGUUCGCGUUAGGCUCCAAAGCGCAAUGCCGAACCUCAGAAACUGUCGGACUGUAUGUAUCUGCCUAAGUCCGCUCAAAUCUAGCUCGUUCAAAGGUUGGAGCGAUGGUACAAAUGCGCAGCAGUAAUGCAUCCGGUCCUCGGAAGAAGUUUGGUAGUGAAGCGCGCUUAUAUGUUCUUUACUCAAUCUAAGUGGGAGGAAGGAAGAAAGCUCAGAAGCAGAAACCUGGUACCUCUGAGCUGAAGGUUUUGGUCGAAAGGACUAGAGUUAUCCUGUAGAUUUUGAGAAUAUCAGAGGUUGAUGGGCCGCAGAAGAACGAUUACUUUGUGUAAAAUCACCAUGAAGACCUAGUUUACCCAUGAUGACAGAGGCAGAACUGUAACACUAGUGUGACUGCUUGGAGAGUGCAUGGUGUGCAGGAACACAUCAAGGCAACAACAGGAACAUCUACUGUUGGUGGUAUGAACGAAGGAAAUGCAGUUGAAAUAUCGAAGUGGUUUAUGUAGGACGCUAACGACUAUGGUAGCAAGGAAACCUACUUGGGAAAAGACGGCCUCUCUACGUUGUGAUACUCUCUUCGAAGGAGUUCCUUCAAAGAGGGUGCAGAGCUUGAUAUAUGACGAAUCAAAUUAGUGUUAGCCGGACAGUCGAGCGUGCAUGAUAAAGUCGCCGAUUUCUCCGAAGGGAACAGGACCUUGCUUCUCUCAAUGCAAUAGCCCAGUUCAAAACAGUGGAAGGGAGAAAUAUUUUCAGAUUUGUAUGAAACUUCAAUUUUAACAGAAGCUGAAAAUACGUUAGCUCGAUCGGCAGCUCAUCAUUCAUCAAAUCGAAGGGGCGAUGCAGGAGAUAAUUGCUCAAGUUACGGCCUGUGCUGUUGUUUUCACCACUACCCCUUCGGUUAGCCCAAGCUGAAGUACACGCGAAGUCAUUAUAAGGGGUUUAUUUUUAUUGGUGAAACCUAUGUGGUGGCAAUUGUGAAUGAUUCUGUUCAGGAUUGCUAUCGGAUUCUUUAUGGUGAAAGUCCUCUGUGGAGCACGAAACACCAGCAUGAACUGUACACUCUUCUCCUCUGGAAGAGAAAAACUAUUCCAUGAUUCAAGGCAAUAUGCAAUUUUCCUUUGAUGUAUACGAGCCCUUUCUGGUGGCUAAUGUACCUUUCCCACCACAUUUUAUUAUUUUUCUGUCACCUUCAGAUUCCCAAUACUGAUGAGACGUGGUAAAUAAUACACGGAACUGAUAUUGGAGAAGUAAAAUGAUUUUCAGAAUUUCAUGAUUCGACAAACGAGAGAAAACAUUUCGGGUAACGAAGAAUCCAACCCCGUCAUUCUUCUACACUUAUCGUUUCAAAGCGACGUGUGUUCAGUAGAUGAAAUAAUUUUGCUUCGUCCUGUUUUAUGGAUUUGAGACCUCUCUCUGUUACACUCCGAGGAAUCUGCAGCUGAAUCGGCUCAAUAUUUCUCUAUCAAAAAGAACCCUUUGAAUGAUGUCUGAAACGAUCUGAAGAUCCAUUUCAAGAGCUAAGAAUCCAGGAAUCAGCAUUUCAACUUGAAUCCUGAAGUGCCUCCAAUGUGAAUACUUUUAGUGAUGCAGACUCAAGGUCGAUUGAAAAUUUACGCUUUCAUCAAGUGUCAACUGCACAGCGGCAAGGUGAUCCUAACUGGGCAACAGAAAAUUGGGACCACUCAGGUGCAGUUGGUGGCCUAGAUCAGGCCUCCCGUCAGUAUUCAGGUGCCAACGGGUCGGAGUGGGAGUGGGAUCCAAUGAUUCUCGCUCAGCAUCAUGGUAGUGGAGGCUCCAUUGACGGCAGUGACGGAGACCACAAACACAAGAUUUCUGUAGGAACAAUGUCAAGCCUCCAGGCACCGCGCGAUAUGCCGUCAGCAGGUGUCCCAUCCAACUUUGCCCAUAGUCCCAUGUGUAUCUUCAGCUCCGCAGGUAUCCAAAACCUGGGAUUUCUGGACGGAUCUGGUCAACCUCCGAUAACUGCAAACCUUCACAGUACACUUGAAUCAUCAGGUAAACCAGGCCUUGCAGCUACAAAUGGUACAAGCCUCCAUAGCGACAUUCGAAGUUAUGAUCAACGGCGUUGCGAAUUUUCCGCCGCCAGCAUGCAUGACCAUCACAUCAAAAGGGAGAAGAUUGUUCUUAACCUUGGGGUUCGGACGUACUUCUCGAACCAGGAUGCAGCUGUCGGUCGACUUUCUAAGAGACAUCGUGUAGGCUCACCCGGUUCCCAACUUCCAACUUGUCAAGCAGAGGGUUGCAAAGCUGAUUUGAACGUUACCAAGAACUAUUAUCGUCGCCAUAAGGUGUGUGAGUUCCACUCUAAAACACCGAUCGUGAUAGUUGGUGGGCAUACGCAGCGGUUUUGUCAGCAAUGCAGCAGAUUCCAUCGUUUAGGCGAAUUCGACGAUGGAAAAAGAAGCUGCAGAAAACGUUUGGCUGACCAUAACAGACGUCGUCGAAAGGCACAACCAAACGCUCCCACUUCUGGAGGAAUCUCAGCUGAAUCGACUAGUGCCAUCAAAGUUGGCGAUGACGGAGAGCUCCAUACAAGUUUUAGCCGUCUAAACGAUCCAAAAUCGAUGCUCGACAUGUACUUGGAGAAGAAGUGUGGAUGCCCUAGCUUCCUUACCUUGGAAGACACAAAUGAGAAGCUUGACUCUGCAGGCUAUAAACUAAAAUUGCGAACAUCUGAUCUUGACUUUUGCCGUAGUCCACGAGAUGAUCAUCGAUCGUCUUAUCCGGGAAUGUCUAUGAACUCUCAGCUCAUGACCUGUUCUGAAGCCCAGGCCUCGUUGUCUGCCUUGUCUUUUUCACUACCCGGCCCAUUUCCGGAGCAUAAACCACAGCGACAGCUUACAAUGUUGGCAGUGACAGAAGAGUAUGAUCGCGGGAAUUCAGUAUAUCAGCAUCAUAUGCAGGGAGUGGGUGGUAGUCAAAGUGGACCAAACCUGUCACUUUCUUCUCCACGAGAUCAGCAGGGACUUCAAGGUAGAGGUCGAAGGCGGCCAAUGUCAGGUCAAAGCUGCAAUGGAACGGAGCACCCAGUUCAUUGGUUAAGACCUAUCAACGCAAACUCAGAUAACAUGACUCAAGUAGUUAGCAGACAAGGUGCGAUGAGGAUGCAAGCCCUUUUGCCCACGGAAACGAAAUCUGGGAUUACUUCAGCGUCAGCAAAUUCAUCAAACUCUCAGGAGCAUGAUGUCGAAGCAUUCUCGCCGAUAAACCAGAAUCUUCUACCCCAAGGAUCAAGUGAUUUAUCCAGCCCUGACUGGAUGUCAGUUAGUAUGAGAGAAGCUCAGACAUCACGUAGUGAUUUUAGUCGAUUUGGGCCGUCGACGCCCAUGAGCAAUUUACUGGGAAGUGACCAGCUUCAAGCUGUCGAUCAAAUGCUUGACCUUAUUGGUACUUCGAACCAGGCCGAUGCGAACCCUGGUAACGAUGGAUGUAGCCAGAAUGUACUUGCCAGGAAUGCACAGAUGGAGUAUCUGCAACAGAAAGACACAGGAACGGAUUCAGGAGGAGAUGACAGCAGUUGGGGUGGCAGUUGCACUGUGGAUAGUCCUGAUUUGAAGUAUUCUGACCUCCAGCCCCUGCGGCCAGGUUCUUACGGAACACCUACCUAUGACUCACACCAGGAUCUCUUUUGAGACAGAAAUGCAGCCCCUAGAUAUAUCUAUACAUAGAUAUAGACAUCAGUGGUGCGUUUUUUCCUCCCCCUACACCUCCUUUACAUAAACGAAGUGCUCUGAAGUUCACGGGAGCACCAAAUAAUGCAAGAGUUUUACUUUGAGAAAUUUUGGGAGGAGUUCCUAAGCCAUUUCUUCUCAGAACUGUCAACUUUUGCAAGGUACUUGCAUGCAGGCAAUACAUCUUUUCCAUCUAAGUUGCUAACACUAAAAUUAGUUAAAUUUCUUCACUCGCUGAUCUUAUGAAUCCUUGAAUAUAUUACUUAGAGAAUACCUACUUUCAUUA
Molecule: messenger RNA, 5137 nt
Organism: Physcomitrium patens
Lineage: Eukaryota; Viridiplantae; Streptophyta; Bryopsida; Funariales; Funariaceae
Source: RefSeq, a predicted model, not a curated record